AGGCGGCUUUUUAAAAAGGCAGCCGAGCCCACGCAGCGAGAAGCGGUUGCGCGCGGAGCCCAUGAGAGGCGCGUCGGACUCGCUUGUUGCCAGCCUGGAUCGGUGUCGCAGCGGGGGCAGCGCGCGGGUCUCUUUUGCAAGCUCCGCCGCCACGCAGCACCGUCGGGCGGCAUGGAAUGCAAGCUGGAGGCGCACCGCAUCGUCAGCAUCUCCCUGGGCAAGAUGUACAGCGCGCGGGGCCAGCGCGGCGGCGUGAAGCUGCACAAGAACCUGCUGGUGUCGCUUGUCCUGCGCAGCGCCCGGCAAGUCUACCUGAGCGAGCUGGAUGGCUCCGGCGCGCCCGCCGCUGGCGCAGACCCUCUCCGGGUUGGAGAGCACUCGCCGCCGCCUCUUUUCCCUUCUCCCCCUCCUCGGGUCUUUUUGCAAGCCGAGCAAGCGACGGAUCCCCGGGCUUCCCCGUUGCCCAGGCGGCUCCCUCCGGACUGGGAGACGCCGCGAUUGCCGCGCUGCUGUUGCUGCUGCUGCUGCUCCGCUUUAGCGCGCCAGGCGGGUAGUAGCCGGCCGGCGGAGGCGCCUUCUCCCCCUUACUGCCCUCGGAAGCGGAGCGCGGCAGUGCCGGGCGAGGAGGCGGCGGCGAUCGGGAGCUCGCCCUUGAAGAAGCCCCGGCGGGAGGCAGAGGCGCCCGACGAGGAGGAGGACAUGGAGACGGGCAACGUGGCCAGCCUGAUCAGCAUCUUCGGCUCGAGUUUCUCGGGACUGCUCAGCAAAAAGUCGUCUUGCGGCGGCGGCAACCGGGCGCGGCUGCGGCGCCAGGAGGUGGCGGCGGAGGAAGAAGAGGGGGAAGCCGAGGAAGCGGCGGCCAAAGCGCCCGAGGCUGAGCCCGGGCAGAUCUGCUGCGACGAGCCGAUGCUUCGGAACCUGAACCCUUGGAGCACGGCCAUCGUGGCGUUCUGAACUUGGCCCGCGCUUCGAGGGCGGGGGGCGGGCGGAGGCGGACGCGCUAAUCCGGAGUAAGGCUCGCUCCGGGUCGCGGAGAGCGCCGGCCAGAUGGAAGCGGGGGACUCGCUUCGUGGAUUGCAAGUUUUCUCGGGGGAAAAGGGGGGGGGGAUCUUUUACAAUGGAACUGGAGCAGGGCAGGAUCCAGCACUUAAACCUUAACGUUGUUUUGGGUUUCUCCCCCCAGCUCCCGUCCUCGUUUGGCUGCGACGCUUCUUGCAGCCUGCAUGACGACGUUUCGGUUCGGGAUCCUCCCUGAAAUUGCUCUUUUUUAACCCCCCCCCCCCUUCCGUCCCCUCCAACAUUUCCCGGUGAAAGCUGUCGUGAAGGUCAUACCCUUGUGCUCAUGCCAGGCUAAGUAUGAUUCCCCCAGCAAGCAUAAAAAAAAAAAAAAAGAUUGGCACAUCCCUUGAUUUACUUGCAUUUGGGGAAGAGGGAGACGAUCCUAAACCGCUAGGUUGAAUUGAGACGGCGCUGUAAAGGUGGGGUUUUUUGUUAUUUCAACUGUUUACAGAUCUGAUGAUUCAAAGUCCACCCCCCCCCCGGGGGGGGCGUCUUUUGAGGACUCCCGGUCUUUGUUGUAUAAAGGCUCUUGGGAGAAGAGGGUCUUCGUGGAGGUUUUGUACAGUAUUCUUUCUCCGGUUUGUUGUGUGCCUGUGGGGUUGAUUUUUUUUUUUGUAUGAAAAUGUAAACUUUAUGUGUGUGACAGGUAUUAAAUAUUUUGAUGCUGUCCUA
Heteronotia binoei (common prickly gecko) is the source of this 1731-nucleotide messenger RNA. It is a transcript of the gene IER5, whose product is annotated as immediate early response 5. The coding region runs from base 172 to 954 and encodes 260 amino acids. The record is from RefSeq and is a predicted model, not a curated record. NCBI's taxonomy places the organism in Eukaryota, Metazoa, Chordata, Lepidosauria, Squamata, Gekkonidae. The transcript has a single exon.